This is a messenger RNA of Octopus sinensis (East Asian common octopus), 1360 nucleotides long. RefSeq lists its product as uncharacterized. The record is from RefSeq and is a predicted model, not a curated record. Gene Ontology annotation, cellular component: membrane. The coding region runs from base 312 to 1226 and encodes 304 amino acids. Lineage: Eukaryota; Metazoa; Mollusca; Cephalopoda; Octopoda; Octopodidae. The transcript has 4 exons.
AACAGCAAAGCAUCAACAAGAACAUACCUGUAAUUCUACUGUAAAAUUUACUGAAGCCGCCAUUAAUACAACGGCUAGAGCCAAUAUCAUUGUUUCCGCUGUCAAAACCAAACGUGACAACUGAGCCUUCAACGAACAGACACUACGGUUGCAUCUGCAACUAAAGCAUCUCAACGAGAAUCAGAUGGAAACCAAAUUUUAGUACUAUCUUGAAAAACUCGGCUUUUGAAACUCCGGUAUAAACAGGAAGGAUAAUCAAGUAACAAAGGGAUUCCGUUAAUUGAGACAAUUCAAAAUACUCAAAACACAAGAUGGAAGAUUUACAAGUGACUCUAGAUUAUAACUACGACUACGAUUAUACCCCAAAAUUUUCAGUCUUCGGAGAUAAUAUAUUCGGGCGGUCGAAUAUAAUUUUGUGUGUCUCGAUCAUUCUAGUUAUCCUGACCAAUGCAUUUCUAAUGAUCGCCAUUUUCCUAGAUCGUAAAUCUCACGGGAAAACGCGCUCUCUAUCAUUGCUGAACUAUAUGUUGAACUAUGCAUUGUUUACCUUGUUCGUUUAUUUUCAGAAUAUACAUCUCCAGCUAUUCCUAUAUUUCCCAACUUCAGCUUGUGCAUUUAUAUUUAUGACUCAUAGUGUUCUAGAUGAAGGGUCUAAAUAUUUCUUAUUCCCUAUUUGCUGUGAUUUUAUCGUGAAAUACUUUCAACCAAGCAAAUAUGGAAAUCGGAAGUUUUUAAUUAUCCAGUACGCAGUGACAGGGAUUUUGUGGGCCUUUCUCUGGGUAAAAGGAUUGGUAAUGUUUCUGGCAUGUUCCGUUUUUAGUCCGGAGAGAUGCAAUAUUAGUAUAAAUAGUAAUUUCAUAACAAUCAUGGCUACAUUCUCAAUAUUGAUGAUAACAAUGCUAGUGUAUAUAGGCUUGUUGAUCUAUAUUGCUAUCAAAGGUAGACAAUGUGAGAUGAUGAAAUCGCCUUUAAGAACAUUAAUUAUUGUUGUUAUUUUGGCUUUCAUUUCUUAUCUUCAACAAAACUUAUUUGAACUGGGAGUUUUUCCCUCAUUCGAUGAUCAGACGUUCCUCAUUUAUCGUUACUCUCAUUUUGUCAGCUUCCUGGUGAUGUCGUUUUUGUGGAUUCUUGAUGCCACAAUAAGACAAAGUGCACGGAAAUUAUGCUCAAAAAAAUGUAAAGAAUCUACAGAUCACUCGUCACAUGAUAUAACUGAACUAAACUAAUUAUAUAUAGUCAUGUAAAAAUAGUAUAUAUAUAUAUAUACAUACAUUCAUACAUAUAGACAUAUGUAUAUAUAUAUAUAUAUAUAUAUAUAUAGUUAAUCCAAACAAGAAAGCACAAAGAAACACAACAACGC